Messenger RNA from Hyaloscypha bicolor E, 2482 nucleotides. RefSeq names its product putative copper amine oxidase. Gene Ontology annotation, biological process: amine metabolic process. Gene Ontology annotation, molecular function: primary methylamine oxidase activity; copper ion binding; quinone binding. Lineage: Eukaryota; Fungi; Ascomycota; Leotiomycetes; Helotiales; Hyaloscyphaceae. Bases 63 to 2159 code for a protein of 698 amino acids. The record is from RefSeq and is a predicted model, not a curated record. The transcript is spliced from 5 exons.
UACAAUUGUCUUUUCUAUUGAUCUCACUCACAAAAAUUUUCUUACUCAUAAAAUUUGCAAACAUGUCUCCAACUCCUCACCCCCUACAGAUGCUCUCCGUUGAAGAGACGGAAAAAGCUCGCGAUAUCGUGCUGGCCCGUCACCCAGAUCACGUCAUUGAGUUUCGUCAAGUGGAUUUGAAAGAACCAUGCAAGAAAGAUCUCGUGCCGUUCCUUCAAAUUGAGCAUGAUGGUCAACUCUACCAGAUGACGUCGAGGCCUCCACGAAUGGCUGAAUGCCACUACGAUAUAAUUGCUGCAGAUAGGGCGAUUCAGUAUCACGAAUCAUUGGUUGACCUAGAACAAGGGAAGAUGGUAGAAAAUAUCGUGGUGGGCAAGGAAUUCUGUCCCAGUCUAACACUCGGAGAGUUCGAUACUUUGAUUGAAGUCUGCGAAGCUUCCGCGGUCUUUAAAUCUGCCAUCAAAGAGCUCAAUCUUCCAUCUCAUAUGGAAGCCAUUAUCGAGCCUUGGCCAUAUGGAAGCCUCGAAGUCGGCGACGAGCCAGGCCGCUAUUUCCAAGACCUUGUCUACGUAAGGGACACUCGCAAUGGAAACAAUCCAGACUCCAACUUCUACUCAUUCCCUAUCCCGAUGAUUCCAGUGGUUGACUACUACAAGCGAGAGCUUGUCAGAAUCGAGAAACUGGCUACUGGUGGAAAGGGCGACCCUUUGACCGCAUCUGCUCGCGACUCAAUGAACCAUCCGCUAGCUCACUGCACUACUGCGGAAUAUGUGCCAGAGUUAAUCGAGGGUGGAGUUCGCAAAGAUCUCAAGGAGCUGAGUGUAGUUCAGCCAGAUGGACCUUCAUUCAAGGUCUCAGACGGAUCCUUAGUUGAGUGGCAAAAGUGGCGAUUUCGUGUUUCAUUUACGGCCAGAGAAGGGGUUGUCAUUCACGAUGUCCAAUACGAUAAUUGGGAUGUCUUCUAUCGCCUUUCAAUCAGUGAGAUGACGGUACCAUACGCAGAUCCUCGUGCCCCAUUCCAUCGCAAGCAGGCUUUCGACUUUGGUGAAGGCGGAGCUGGCAUGUGCGCGAAUAACUUAUCACUAGGCUGUGACUGCUUAGGCGCGAUCAAGUACUUCGAUGCCGUCACAGUUGGCAAGGAUGGAGCUGUCAAGGUUCAACCAAAUGUCAUUUGUCUUCAUGAACAGGACAACGGCAUCGGGUGGAAGCACACAAACUGGCGCACUGGCCGUGCGGUCGUCACUCGCAACCGUGAGCUCGUUGUACAAUUUAUUCUCACCCUGGCCAACUACGAGUACAUCUUUGCGUACAAGCUCAACCUUUCCGGCGAGCUUGAUAUCGAAGUCCGGGCCACCGGAAUUGUGUCAUGUGUCAAUAUUGAUGCCGGCAAGGCCAGCGAGUACGGCAACGUCGUGAACCCGGGAGUUCUCGCACAGAACCACCAGCACAUAUUCGCAGUGCGCAUAGAUCCUGCCAUCGAUGGCCAUGCAAAUACCGUCAUCCAAGAAGAGUCUGUUGCAGAACCCAUGAACAGCAAAACAAAUCCCAUGGGCAAUUUCUACCGCGUCGUGCAGACCCCUAUCACUCGGUCACAGUGGGCUGAUGCAGCGCCCCUCAGAAAUCGUAUCUUCAAGAUUGUUAACCCCUCUAAGCUGAACCCCAUCAGUAUGAAACCUGUGGGCUACAAGCUUGUGCCACCACCAACCCAGCUGCUACUCGCGGACCAAAGAUCUCUCCAAGCAAAGCGAGCGCUUUAUGCUCAACACCAUGUCUGGGUCACAAAAUAUAAGGAUGGAGAGUUAUGGGCUGCUGGAGCUUACCCCUUUCAGAGUCAAGGAGAGGUUGGUGGCGUUCAGGAUAUGGUGGACCGAGGAGACGAUGUUGAGAACGAGGAUGUGGUUGUCUGGUCGGUUUUUGGGCUCACACACAAUCCGAGGGUCGAGGAUUGGCCUGUUAUGCCAGUCGAGAUUCACCAAAUUCAGCUAAAACCGACCGAUUUCUUUGUGACUAAUCCAAGUAUUGAUGUACCGAGCAAUAAAAACUUUGCCAGUCAGUUGGUCGAAAAUGGAAAGUGUUCUGGCAAGGACCUGACUAAUUUGAAUGGCUCAAACGGGGUGAUCACUGCCAUUAAUGGAUCCACAAAUGGAGUGGUACAUUGAAACCAGUCGAUGGAUUGUAAGAGAAGUUGAAAAUGUUGGCAGUGAAAUUCACUCGUUUGGUGCUCUAGAGGCUCUUUUCAGAAUUCUAGCACUCAAAUAUUCAUCAGGAGUCUAAAGCAAAUCGUUCGAAUAGAAACAGACUUCGAACUUUGGGCAUAUCGCUCCCUAGUUUUAGCAAAUGUUCCCCCUGAUCUCUCUCCACAGGAACUUGCUACGAGCUCCUCUCGAUAGUAGGGUAGUGUUGGGGGCCGAAUAGCGGGGUAGAGUUGCAAAGAACAACGCACAGCUCACUCCGACACUUCAGAGUUUCUCCUGGCUUGGUG